Dalotia coriaria is the source of this 2439-nucleotide messenger RNA. RefSeq names its product Exocyst complex component Sec10 (gene Sec10). NCBI's taxonomy places the organism in Eukaryota, Metazoa, Arthropoda, Insecta, Coleoptera, Staphylinidae. Gene Ontology annotation, biological process: exocytosis; Golgi to plasma membrane transport. Gene Ontology annotation, cellular component: cytoplasm; exocyst. The record is from RefSeq and is a predicted model, not a curated record.
AGGAGCGAGAGAAACACCCACAAUAACCUAUAUUUUUCACAGAUUUUGAAGAUCCUGCGAUCAUAAAUAAAAUAAAUAAUUUACUGUUCAUAAAUUGUUAGUUUUUAUAGUUAUAAAUAGAUUUCAUAAAUAUAAGUCAUUGAAAUGUCGUUGCAAAAAUAUUUAAAGGAGUUGGAACAAGAGCCAUUUGAAGCUGAAGAGUUUGUGGAACGCGUGGCAUGGCGUGUUAUUGCAGAAACCAAACAAGAAAAUGAUUCUGAUGAUGGUUUCAAUCCUAUACUGCUUCAUGAUGCAUUUGUUGAUGCCAUCAAGGAUUUGACAUUGCUACAAGAAAGACAACACAAGAAAUGUGAACGUCUAGAAGCCGCUGUUCGUGACGAUGAGACACAUUUCCGACGACAAGUGCAUAAUCUGCAAGAAGACAAUAAAACCGCCGCCAAAACAUUCCGACAACUUGAUGAAAAAAUCAAUCAUGUUGCAACCAAAGUUCUACAUUUGGGAGAUCAGUUGGAUAGCGUCAACGCACCCAGAUCCCGUGUAGUGGAAGCACAACGACUUAUGGCACACUUAAAUGGUUUCAUUACCUCAGAAUCAGACACAUUGCCGUUAUAUUCUGAUCCCACUCGUAUUGAUGAAGCUGCUGAUAUCAUACAGAAAUUGUAUAUUAUUGCACAGGAUCUACCUACACCAAAGUUUUUAACUGUAAACAAGCGCAUUGAAAAGAAAUACGAUGAAAUCGAGCGUGCGCUAAUUGAAGAAUUUGCCACCAAGCAGCGUCGAGAUGAUUUAAAACGCAUGAAAGAAAUUGCCAAUGUUUUGUCACAGUUCAAAGGUUACUCACAAUGCAUUGAUGCCUACAUUGAACAAAGCCAAGGGGGUUGUUUGCUAAUCAAAGAUGUCUUCAGCUAUUUGCUUCCACUAUGCGAGAAAAACAACCAAAUUAUUAAUGAAGUCUUCAAGAAUCCAGAUCAAGUGAUGUCCAAAUUUAUCCUGAACAUUUAUCACCUAAAAUUAAAUGAGUACAUCACCAACAGACUCUCACAGAAUCUGGACACCUACAAUUUUUUGUGUGUUUUGUUUGAUUUAUAUUCAAAAACGAAUCAGUUGUCAUCCAAUUUAGCCGCGUUGAACAUUGGUUAUGAUAUUAAUUUCAUGAGCAAGCUCACUGAUAACAUUUUCAAUAAACAUAUUGAUAAUUAUAUUGAAUUGGAGCUAAAUUUGAAAGCUCGCAAUAGUAGCAAUUUGCAAAAGUAUUAUGAGAGCAAAAAUCACCAGAAGAAACCUAUUCAAACAGGCGGAUUCCAAGAUUUGAAACGAGAUCUGCAAGCAGUAAUAGCAACCAGAGCGAAUAUCAACAUUGCACAAAUUGAAAACUACGGCGGAGAGACUUUCCUCUCUGAAGAGUUGGCAAUUACUAUUUUACAAGAUGCAAAAUUGGCCUUUCAACGAUGUGCUUUAUUGUCGCGACCAGACGAGAGAUCACAGAACGCAACUCAAAUUUUAGACAGACUCUUAAAUUGUUUACUAUCAGAGCAUGUUGAUUACGCGUUGGAUUUAGGUCUACAGGCAAUUCCAGUUGUCGAAGGCGGCCGAAAUCUGCCUGAAUUAUAUUUCUUUACUGUCGUGCACCAAACAAAUAAUAUCACUCAUUUGUUGGAGAAGCAAUUUAGUGAUAUAGUUGUACCUUUGGUAAUUAAUACACCGCGUUAUAAUGAUUGUGUACAAAAAAAGAAGUUUGUUAUGGAGGACAUUGAACGCAAAGUUAAUACCGGCAUGGAUCGAUCGUUAAACGCAAUUUUAACCUGGGUGAAAUUGUACUUACAAGUUGAGCAAAAGAAAACCGAUUAUAAGCCAGAAACGGAUGAUUUUACAACUAUGAUAUCUCCACCUUGCAAAGUGGUUGUGCAGUACAUAAAUAGUAUGAUUCAGCAAAUAAAAGCGAAUUUAGAUGGAAACAAUGUGAAUGCAGUGCUUCAAGAGUUAGGAAUUCGUUUGCAUCGGACUAUUUAUGAUCACAUGCUUCAAUUUCAAUACAAUACUGCAGGAGCAAUGGUUGCAAUUUGUGAUUUGAACGAAUACCGUUCCUGUGCGAAACCAUUGGGACCCCUGGUUACAAAGUUGUUUGAAACUUUGCAUGCCUUGUGCAAUUUGCUGCUUGUCAAGCCUGAGAAUCUACAACAAAUUUGUUCAGAAGAUUCUUUGGUUGAUUUGGAUCGGUCGGUCGUCCACAAUUUCAUCCAAUUGCGCAGUGACUUCAAGAGCCAAAAGCAAACAAUACUAAAAAUUUAAGAAACGACUUUACUUGCCUUCGUGAAACGGUAACUGAUAAAAAAAAACUGUUUAAAAAAUAGACAAGAGUAUUCUUUACAUAGUCUUACAGUCGCUCCUAAUUUAUUAUGAUAUUUUUUAUAGCUAUACAUUAUAUUCAAAAUAAGUCAA